Molecule: messenger RNA, 2039 nt
Organism: Perca flavescens (yellow perch)
Lineage: Eukaryota; Metazoa; Chordata; Actinopteri; Perciformes; Percidae
Gene: kcnip4a
Product: potassium voltage-gated channel interacting protein 4a
Exons: 9
Coding region: 477-1151 (224 amino acids)
Biological process (GO): regulation of potassium ion transmembrane transport
Cellular component (GO): voltage-gated potassium channel complex
Molecular function (GO): potassium channel regulator activity; calcium ion binding
Source: RefSeq, a predicted model, not a curated record
UCCACAGAUGGUGCUGAGUAGAACGAGCAGCAGGCACACUACGAGAUCAAGUGUAGGAGUGUGUGUUUGUUUGUGUGUCUGAGAGAGACAGAUACAGAGAGACUCAUUGGAAAACCACUGUAUUGUGAAGCCAAUAGUAUCCUCUAGUAACACAGAAAAAAAGAGCAGCGUGUUUUCUCAGAGGAGUUGCAGGAAAAGUCUGAGAGAAGAGAAGGAUUGAGUGUUGGAGGAAGAAAAAAAGCCCCCCACCUUCACCAGAGAGCAGGAGGUAAACCACCGACACAAGGGCCGCACUGACACAUCCAAGGGAGUGGAGGAGUGAAGAGGACACUUGCUGCAGGACUUUGUCAAAGUAGAAGUCUUCCUUGGAUUGUUUUUUUUGUUGUUUUUUUUUUCACUCUGAAGCCAGAAUCCUACUUUUGUGCUGACCUUUCCACGUACUCCUCCCCCCACCCCUACCCCAGCCAGGAGCAAAGAUGAGCUGCAGGAAAAGGUGCAAGCGGGAGAUCUUCAAGUUCGCACAGUACCUGUACAGACUUGUCACGGGCACGCUCAACACCGACAGCGUUGAAGAUGAGCUUGAACUGUCUACAGUCCGCCAUCGCCCCGAGGGCCUGGAGCAACUGGAAGCCCAGACAAGUUUCUCCCGAAAGGAGCUACAGAUCCUUUACCGCGGCUUCAAGAAUGAAUGCCCCAGUGGAGUCGUCAACGAAGAAACUUUUAAAGACAUCUACGCACAGUUCUUCCCACAAGGAGAUGCUUCAACAUACGCUCAUUUCCUGUUCAAUGCAUUUGACACAGAUCACAAUGGCUCUGUGAGUUUUGAGGAUUUUGUUAUGGGCCUUUCUAUCCUUCUGCGAGGCACAAUCCAGGAAAAACUCAACUGGGCUUUCAACCUGUAUGAUAUCAAUAAAGAUGGAUAUAUCACUAAAGAGGAAAUGCUAGACAUCAUGAAGGCCAUCUACGACAUGAUGGGAAAAUGCACAUACCCUGUCCUCAGAGAGGAGACGCCUCGUCAGCAUGUAGAAGUAUUCUUUCAGAAGAUGGAUAAGAAUAAAGACGGAGUGGUAACCAUCGACGAGUUUAUCGACUGUUGCCAAAAUGAUGAAAACAUCAUGCGAUCAAUGCACCUCUUUGAAAAUGUUCUUUAACUUUUGGCUGACUGCGGAGGCUUUGGAAGAGAACAUCAUCUUUAGCUUGGCCCAAUAACUGACAUGGACUCAUACUGUGUACAGUGUGCUAUGCAGACUUUUGAUCAUACAUAAAAAAAUUAUUGUUCAUUACUGUGGGCUAGCAAGUAGAAGUAGGCAAUAUGGUGCGAACACUCUGGAAUGAGUUGCAUUUUGACAAUUUUAUUGAAUAAAAACUUAAUAAGAGGAAAAAAGUGAAAAUGAAAACAUAAACCCUUAAUGGUCUUCACCAUUAGUCUCUGGACUGUCUUUCUAUUCUGCAAACUGCAUUAUGGAAACACACACGGGAAAAAGAGAUUUGCGUUGAAGGGGUUUUUAGAGAGAAUGCUUCUAUCUCUGCAGCCUUGACUUUUAUUUACUGCCAAGUGGAAUCACUGUGAAUUUUUACAGCAUACAAAAACCAGAACUAAAUACCUGAGGUAACUUCACACCCCUCUCCGUUUUUACAUUCCAGACUGGCUCUCAAUUCCAGAGUGUUCUUACCCCGACUUAGUUACCCAUUGUGGCUGGUCUUUUUUUUUUUUCUCUUUCAAGGAAGCAUUUAGGAAAAAAGAAAACAUACAUUGUACCAUUUUUAAAGUGUAUAUACUACAGAUAGCGCAUUAGAUCAAAACUUUUCAACUUUGUUCAUGUUUACUUGCCAACUAGAAUGAGACAACACAAGGAUUGUAUUGAUGUCAAAAUCGGACCAUAAUAUCAAUGGUUUGUCUACAGAAGCACACAGGUAACUAUAUUUCCCAUGAGUAUAGAAUUAGACGACGGUAUUUUUUGUCAUAAGAUCAAUGCUGCUUUCAGUGUAUUUCAUUUAACUGUAUGUAUAUUUCCUGUAAAGUAAACCAUCUAUCAAUA